Molecule: messenger RNA, 2563 nt
Organism: Schistosoma haematobium
Lineage: Eukaryota; Metazoa; Platyhelminthes; Trematoda; Strigeidida; Schistosomatidae
Exons: 5
Coding region: 1101-1613 (170 amino acids)
Source: RefSeq, a predicted model, not a curated record
AGAGUAGUGUGCAGAUUAGCGUUACUGAAGAGCGUAAAGGUUAGACGAUAACCCAUCAAGCAUACACAAUGCACUUACAUUCACUAAAGAAAGCAAUCAGAAAUAUUACAAGCCUUAGGUCAAGACAAUUUUGGAAUUGAAACCAGAAGCCGAUGGUUUCACUCACUAGAAUAUCAGCAACUAAAAUGGCAACUAAGAGCAUAUAAAUAUGAAAACUGUUACGUUUAAACAAAAGCUCAAAAGAUGUACAUAACUGGAAUAACUGAUAAUAACUACAGUAAAUACUUUGGGGGAUGACACUAAAAAUAAACUAGCACCAAGUUAUCCGAUUAGAAAUUACUAUAAAUACAACCGUUUACUGAAUAUUAAUAAGUAGUAUAAAAUAACAAACGAAAUACAAGUCAAAUUAGGCGAGAAUAUGGACAGGAAAUGCAAGUGAACACCUAGUGUAUUCUAUUACGAUUUGGAUUGCAAUGUUGCCACAAGUAACAAUGUUUCGGUCAGAUUUUCAUUAUUUAAUCAAAUCUUUCAAGAUAUAUAAAGCUAGAAUAGUGAGAAACGUAAGGAUAUUAAAAUCGAAUAUGAUGGGAAACUAAUAAUACCGUAGGUGCAGUCAAAUGUUGCUGAGCUCUAGCCAAAUCAUCCGGCAAUCGGGUCACUGAAUAUUGAACAGAUCAUCGAUCCCUGUCAUGGUCAAGGACAACCAACUCACAUCAGUUAAUCACAUGCCAUGGACUGGUCCAUGAGCUGGUGGUCACAAUUCCUAACUUGUAUGAUAUACAUAUUGCUGUAAUAACGGUCUCCAAAGCAUCCAUAGUACAUUGAUACGUCGAAGGGACAAUCAAUGUUAUAUUACUGACCGUGAGGUGUGGCUUCGACGUUAGCUGUUGGUCACACCAUUCCCAUCUAACUCGAGUAGGCCUCAAAUCAUUUCGACAGAGACCAUCUACAUUGGCGAUCUUCAAUACGAUCAGAGUGACAGGAAUGUAAACGGAUGUUUCGCUGAUUAGUUCCAUCAAAUUAAUACCAGCUUCUACAAUGAACUGAUCCUGAAAACGAUUGGCUUUUUGGGACUCUUUAUUGAUUUGGAAAUCAUUCUAAUGCCACGAGUACAAUUUAUUUUUCCAUUGAAUUAUAUACUAUUGAUAUUCAAUUCGAUAAUUCUUUCAAUUCCAGUUUCAAGGCUACUAUGUGAAUUGCAAACGUUAUGGAUUCCAUGUAGUUGGGUUAUUACAUUGGGAAUUAUAUUGCUGACUAUAAUAUUUGGCAAAUUAAUACGUUUCGAUAUACAAACAUCAUUGAAUAUAUUCCUUACUGUUAUAUUCACUUUACAAGCAGUAGUUUAUAUUGCUAUGAUUAUAUUAAAUUAUUAUGGUUACUUUGAUGUCAUUCUGAUUAUUUCUGGAUCAGGAAUGCUAUUGACAAUCAUUUAUGAAUUGGCAAUUGCAACUCAAGCAAUUUAUCCAGGUGAUAAACGAUUCAUAUUUCGUGAUAAUCAAUAUUUUCUAUGUGGAUUAGUCCUUGCAACUAUAAUGAUUUGGAUGAAUAUGAUUAUUUCAAGUGAAAUAUUACUUAUAUACAAUGUAUUCAAUAAUACAAAACAAUAUAUUUGAGAGAAACAAAUGGAUAUAUACCUAUGACUUGUCUAUACACAUUCACUGUUCAUUGUCUGAGUGUUUAUAGUGUCGGUUGCUAUGUUAAGCCCACAGAUCUUAUUCUAGCUUUCGGACAGACUAAUCUAUUCAUUCAUCUUUUGCUACAUUUUGACUUUGUUAAUUAUUCACUUAUCAAACUUGACUGUUUUUAUAUGAGCAUAUUUAUGUGUGCUCUUCUUAUCCUAUUCAUCCCAUGUCUGUAGCUUAUUGUUGUGUGACUAUCAUGAAUAAUGAACGCUUGAAUAAAUGGGAGGUGGCUCACAUGCCUUCUCUACUGCGCGUCCUUUCGUUUAACUUCGCUACGUUUUUGAGUAUCUGCUCAGAUCAGUGAUUGUACGAAAUAUAUGUAUUUAAGACAUUCAUUCUCGUAUUUGGCUUACUUAAUUCCGUUAUUCACCGGCUUGACGCGUUUCGUCCAUUUUGAGACUCGUCAGUGGCUAAGUGGAUAAUGUGAUGGCAUUUGAAGCGAACGGCACUACGUCCGAAUCCCAGAGUGAAUAUCAACCCUGCGGUGUAGGUACACCCAGCUGACGAGUCCCAAAUAUGGGGAAACGCGCGUCCAGGAUUCCACUAUCAGCCGCUAUCCACCUCUGCUUAAAAAGCUUGUGACUUAAAACAGUAUCGAGGUAAUCCUCACAGGAUACAUAUACGCCAACAAGAGACUGUUCAAUUGCAGUCCUAAAUAACAAUGGGAAGAUACAAGUAAAUCAACACCAAGUGAAUUUGUCUUUAAGUUAUGUUUCCAUUGCUGUGUAUACGAAGUUGAACUGUUUCGUUUUAUGCUGCUUGUUCUACCAUAAAUAUAAAGUUCUCACACAAUUUGUCUCUACCCUGUGUUAUGCGCUAGUUCUUGUUAUUGAUUUACACAGAAGAACCGGUUGUAUUGCAGUGAACGAGAACAUAAGUGG